Molecule: messenger RNA, 2931 nt
Organism: Teleopsis dalmanni
Lineage: Eukaryota; Metazoa; Arthropoda; Insecta; Diptera; Diopsidae
Product: glycosyltransferase 25 family member-like
Exons: 7
Coding region: 599-2530 (643 amino acids)
Molecular function (GO): procollagen galactosyltransferase activity
Source: RefSeq, a predicted model, not a curated record
UUAAUUUUUAUUUAGUUUAUUAUUGAUUUUGUCGGCAAUUAACUUAAACCGAAAGAAACCGUUUUUCGCAGGCACUUCUAAAACCCGCACUUUUGUCAACAAACAGUUUUAAUAUCAUAGCAAAUAACAGUUUUAAAAUCUUUAAAUAGUUUGAUCAGCUGAUUCAGUGUUCAUUAGCUAAGUGUUUUAGAGUAAAAUUUAUUUAGGAACAAAUUUAAAUGCAUUUUGUUUAAAUGUGGGAUUCUGCAAAAAAAAAAAUUAGUGCUGUUGAUGCAUUCACAAAGUUUAUGUUGUGCGUAGAUUUGUGUCAAUUGAACAGCUUAUCAAAUAUGUGUUCAACAGUCUCGUAUUAUUUGUAAUUAUUUUAAAUGCAAAGGGUCAACCCAUUGCUCUUAUUGUUUUUUGAUAAGAAAAUGCUAAGCAGAGAAUAAAAACUUGAAAAACUUGUAGAUAUUUUUAUUGCUUCUAAUUUUUAUAAGUACAAGAGCCGAAACAUAUUUGAAAAUCAGUGCUUCCGGUGACGACGUGUUGGCUGUAUCGCAGCUAUUUGCUUGUGCUAAAUUAUAUUAAUUUAACGCUUAAUUGAGAUUAAGAUAAAAUGUUAGGAUUAUUUAAUUUAAUUAUAUGUCUAAGUAUAUUAUGCAUCUAUCAACUUCCAAAUAUAUCUGUAAGUGCAAAUGAUGAUAUAUAUAGUGCGCUUCCCGAGGAUCUUGUAGAGCAACCGCCAACAGUGCUGGUUGCACUAAUGGUUCGAAAUAAGGCACACGUAUUACCACUUUUUUUGACAUAUUUUGAACGCUUGAAUUAUCCAAAAAAUCGAAUGGCCUUAUGGAUACGGAGUGACCAUAACAAUGAUGCUAGUGCUGAAAUAUUACAAUUGUGGCUUAACCAAACUACUAACCUUUAUCAUAGUGUGGACUUGGAAAUUGAUGAUAGCAUAAGUGAUUACAACAAUGCUAGUUCGCCUUUCGAAUGGACUUUGGAUCGUUUCGAACAUGUAAUAAAAUUAAAAGAAUCUGCUCUAGCAUAUGGUCACAAAAUUUGGGCCGAUUAUAUAUUCUUUCUGGAUGUGGACGUACUGUUAACGCUUCCCGAUACAUUAAAACAUCUCACAAAUUUAAGAUUACCAAUUGUAGCACCAUUGCUUUUGUCCGAAAGCUUGUAUUCAAAUUUUUGGUGCGGGAUGACAGCAGACUACUAUUACGAGCGCACGGAUGAAUAUAAAGAAAUAUAUAAUAUUAAAAAAGUCGGAACUUACCGGGUACCAAUGAUUCAUAGCGCAGUAUUAGUGGAUUUGAACUAUAUGGGUUCUUAUUACUUAACUUUUGAGAAGGAACGUUUAAGAGAAAUUCAGCAAAAUAAUAUUGAGUGGGCUAAAGAAAAUAAUAAUCACUGUCGUUUGUAUGAUGGACCUUUGGAUGAUAUCAUCAUAUUUGCAAUAUCUGCAAAUUGUUCACAAAUUCCUUUGUACUUAGAUAAUCAAUAUCUUUAUGGAUAUAUUUUACAACCAUUAGAAGCUAACGAUAAUUUGACACAAGACUUGCUUCAAUUGACCAAUAUUCAAACAAAUAUUGUAAAUGAUCUUGGAAAAGUUGUCGACGUUCUUGAUUAUUUAGAAAAGUUUAAGCCAAAAAGCGAGAAACAUAAACUAACUUUAGAUCAUAUUUAUAUGAUUAACUUAAAUCGACGACCCGAGCGCCGCUUAAAAAUGGAAAAACUAUUCGCUAUAUUAAAUCUAGAUGUUGAACAUUUUCCUGCAGUUGAUGGGAAGGAACUUAAUUUGGAUAUUAUUAAUGAAAUGGGCAUUAAAUUUUUACCAGGAUAUGAGGAUCCAUAUCAUCAUCGUCAAAUGACAAUGGGUGAAAUCGGUUGCUUUUUGAGUCAUUAUCGUAUUUGGGAAAAAAUAGUAGAAAACAAACUGAAAGAAGUAUUGAUAUUGGAAGAUGAUAUACGUUUCGAACCAUAUUUUCAAGAACGUGCGGUACGUGUUUUAAAUGAAGCCAGAAGUGUGGUCGAAUAUGAUCUAAUUUACUUUGGUCGUAAACGGCUUAAGGAUGAAAAUGAGCCAUGGGUUCAAGACACUGACUACUUAGUACAUGCUGGUUAUUCGUACUGGACAUUAGGCUAUGUUUUGUCCUAUGAAGGCGCUCUCAAACUACUCAAUGCAAAACCACUUCAAAAGUUAAUACCAGUCGAUGAAUACCUACCUUUGAUGUUUAAUCGCCAUCCAAAUAAAACUUGGAGUGCUGCAUUUCCAGAAAGAAAUGUGAUUGCUCUUAGCGCGGCACCAUUAAUUUUGUUUCCUACUCAUUAUACUGGAGAUAUGGGCUAUAUAUCAGAUACUGAGGACUCAGAAUUAACUUCACAACCUUCAGCACAACUCACAAACACAAAUACGGCACAACUCAAAAGUGAUCGUGAAUUAGAAUUGAAUUUUAGUAGUGAUAUGCAUAAUACGAAUGCUGCUUGGAGAGAUGGAGAGGAAGUGAAAAGCAGCAUAGAUAUCGCCAAAACACAUGAGGAAUUAUAAAUAAUUUAUUAAUUAGUUUUUUGUUCACUUGUCGUUUACUGUGAUUUUAACCUUGCCAUGUGCAUUUUGUUUUAAGAAGUGCCUUACUAAUUUUAAAUGUUGUAAAAUGUUUUUUUGUGAACGUACAAUUUAUUUUAACAAAUUUAUAUAAAUAUGUUUAUUUGUAUCGUCAUCAAAGAUGAUCCCACGUAAUCUCGCAACUAUAGGCAAGUCUGGAAAAUAUUUUCCAAAGAGUAUGUGUGAUCGGUCUAUCAUUAAUACAACAAUAAACUCAUUAAAUACUCUGUAAAGAAUCUCUGCAAAUAAUUAAAUAUUAAAUAUUUUUUAUUAUACCUGUUUACUAAUCCAAAGCGAUACCAAAACAAGUAAUUUAGACUUGUAAAUAUAAAAUAUUUACAGUA